GGGGGGGCUGACAUGUCCCCCCGUAAUCGGCCAGAAGUUUGUGCCGAACUCCCCUUGGCUUGCUGACCGACGACGGUGUGCGCUUUGAAGUUUGAUGUAGCCUUUGCCUCUGCUCUAGCUGCUUGCUUCUACCCUGCUGAACGUGAUGACACUUGAGGAAAGGGGAGGCCUCCUUUGAGUUAUUGCUGCAGAGGAGAUUGUCCAGCAUUCCUCAGACCUUCUGUCUUGGGAGAAGCAUUCCUUAUCAUCAACCAGGUCUCUCUAGGUCGCAAGACAGACAGAUGCUUAGAAUUGAGAGUAGUAUUAGUAUCUGAUUUGUAGCAUCGUCCAGCUUAGGCCUCCGUUCCUCAAUGGCCGCCUGUGCAUGCCAGACGGGAAGGCACAAGCUGAAAUGGCAAUAGCAGACCCCAAACUCACAUCCUUUCCUCCCGCAGAAUUGUAGUCUGCUGGUAGAGAGGAACAGACGGUAGAACACACCAACCUGUAGAUCAGCGCUGGACACUCGAGAAGAUGGCUUCUAGGUCAUGCCUCUUUGGCAAGAGCACAAAUUCUGGAGCAGCCUUUUGCAGGAGAGGUUCUUUGAAGUCAAGAGCAGGAAUGUCUCAGAGUCCUCCACUCUUCCCCAGGACAUCGGUGACAGGCGGCGGAACGGCCAAACCUCACAUCGCUACUCAGACUUACUCUUAAGAGAGGACUCUCAAGCAGAGUCCUUCUGGGAUGAGGAGCUGACAAAGAUUCAGGAACAGAAGCUGCAGGUCGUUGAUUCUUUGCGCAACUCAGAAGUGGCGGGGCUUCUUCAUGAUGCUGCCGCCUUCCUUGGAGUACCCCCAGAAGCACUCGCUUCGUCUUGCAUGAAGAGGAGCUUCUUGUCCAAGAGAGCCAUCUUCGGGCUCGCAAUCCUCUUGGCAAUCGUCGCCACGCCCAUGCUGAAACUUCCAGAGGCUGACCCUUCCCCGCUCUCCUUCCUUGGAUCCCUCUUCCAUUUCUUGGGGGACUUUGACCCAAAGGCCGCUGAGAACUCGAGUUCGGCAUCCGGAAACACGGGCAACAGUUUGAAACCUGAGUGAUGCAAGGGACAUAGAUCUGCAAAGUAUACGAUGAUAGACAUGUCAGAGCUCGAGCCAGUUGCUCCGAUCCAAUGGAGCAAAAGUCAGUCCUACUGGACAUUGCUAAGAGAUCAGCUUGAGACUGCCACGGAUGCUGCUUCUGGACAUUUACAUCCGCAUAUUGAUAGGACCAGUCUGGAUCAACUUUACAUGGGAGCAUCAAUGGCUGCUCGAGCACUUUGUUGGCCUUAAAGAGGUGGAACUUGAUGGAGGAAAGCUUGGGCCCAAGUGGAGCGUACAAAUCUCGACACAAGUUGGUGUAUACAACAUUGCAAAACAUGUGCGAGCGCUCAUGUAUAUUGCAUUUAGCUG
Molecule: messenger RNA, 1418 nt
Organism: Klebsormidium nitens
Lineage: Eukaryota; Viridiplantae; Streptophyta; Klebsormidiophyceae; Klebsormidiales; Klebsormidiaceae
Source: the annotation of a GenBank genome assembly